CCUGCAAGAAACGGCGUUAAUCAGCACCAUCCAUGGGUUAUCAGCAUUCUCGUUUUUUCAUUAUCUGGAUAUAAUCAAGCACCGAGCAGCAAAAUUGAUCGCGAAAAAAGAUGGAGAUGAACAACAGUCCAGUUUCCGUGACCUCGCCGAAGAAGAACUCCGUUCAUGGCGAUGAAACAACUUUUAAGCAGCCACUUGGAAAUGGCGGGACGUAUGGAGCAUUCCAGUCGAAAGAUCCUAUUCUGACAAUCGAGAAGAGCAACGAUGCUCUUAACAAGAGCGGAAGUAAUGAGCACGGUAUCACCGUACAUCAUCCGACCUCGUACCUGGAAACCAUGAUGCAUCUGUUCAAGGGUAACGUCGGCUCGGGAAUCUUUGCUUUGGGAGACGCUUUCAAGAACGCCGGAUUGUUGCUGGCACCUCCACUGACGAUCCUCCUCGGUGUCAUCUGUGUACAUGCUCAACAUAUUCUCAUUAAAUGCAACGAGGAGGUGACACGACGUGUUGGUGAUGGCACCAAUACAAGCGGAUUCGCUGGAACUGUGGAAAUGUGCUUUGCUACUGGACCCAUCAGAUUUCGUAAAUAUUCGAGUUUUAUGAGAAAAUUGGUUAAUAUAUUUUUGUGUAUCACGCAACUCGGAUUCUGCUGCGUAUAUUUUGUUUUUAUUUCCACAAACAUGAAGCAGGUAUUAGACGCACACGGGAUCGAGAUGGAUGUUCACGAGCACAUGGCUGUGGUACUGGUUCCUAUAAUGCUUAGUACCUGGAUUAGAAAUCUCAAGUAUUUGGUACCGCUAUCUUCGAUAGCAAAUUUCCUAAUGAUUGCUGGUUACAUCGCUACCAUGUACAUCAUGAGUUAUGAUGUACCGAACAUACGCGAAAGAAGAUACGUCGCGGAUUGGAACAAUCUACCUCUGUUCUUUGGCACUGUGAUAUAUUCCUUUGAGGGUAUUACUCUAGUACUGCCACUGAAGAAUGAAAUGAAGAAACCUAGAAAUUUCUACAAACCGCUGGGUGUUCUCAAUGUUGGUAUGGUGAUAGUUGGCACUAUGUUCGUUGCAAUGGGUUUUCUGUCUUACCUAAAGUAUGGUGAUGAUGUUGCUGGUUCUGUCACGCUUAAUCUUGCACCAAAGGAAAUGGUGAACGGGAAAAACAUCUACAAUCAAAUAAGCUUGCCGCAAUGUAUCAAGACCGCCAUUUCUUUGAGCAUAUUGCUUACUUAUGCGUUGCAGUUUUACGUCCCGAUCGCGAUAAUGUGGCCAGGAAUUGUCAAUAAAUUCGGUCCAUUUAAGUGGCCGGUAUUUACAGAGAUUAUUUUUCGCUCCGUUAUGUGUCUUGUUACAUUCAUCCUCGCAGAGGCAAUACCAAAACUGGGUCUCUUCAUAUCCUUGGUCGGCGCGGUUAGUAGCACCGCUCUCGCUCUAGUGUUUCCGCCGAUUAUUGAAAUGAUCGUUUGCUGGCACAACACCAAUCUCGGUUUCUUCACAAUCACGAAAGAUGUAACGAUAGUGUUGAUAGGCGUGCUGGGCUUUGCAACCGGAACAUACGAGAGCGUGACGGCGAUCAUCAAGUCGUUCAGCGAGUGAAUUAAGCGCACUCUAAGCGCUUUGUACAAAUUAUUCUUAAUUUCUCUCUUGCGAACGCGUGCGAGCGAGUUUAAUGGACCAUGACACCUACGGUAUUUCCGUGCGCGUUUUGUGAAACUCGCGCACCUCUCAAUUCUGCAUGCUCGUAGAUGUCAUCCGGGUUUUACGGGCCUGUCGACAUUAGCCAUUUUAAUGUACCGAUAACUUAUGUGUGAUAUAUCGAUAGAUAUAGUUGAUAAGAUGCAACAUAGGUUGUGGAUAUCAGUAAUUGUUAAUAAUCAUACGUAAUAACAUAAAUCCCUUGAGUUUUGCAUUGUUUGAGUAUCGAAUAAUGUAUCGAAGUAUAAUUCAACACAGUAAUUUGUAUGAUAAAAAAAAAUGUAAAUACAAGAGUAUUGACCCCUUCACAAUUUUACAUGUGCAGAGCUUGCAACAGUGAUGCAGAUAGAAUAAUACUCAAUAUUCUCGAAUAAUUCUCGAUUAGUACUCGUCAUUCUCAAAGAAGUUGAUUUAGCGAAUUGUGCUUGCUUUAAUCCUAUAGAAGUAAAACAUGGAUUGUUAACUAACGGGACUAGUUGAUCAUCUAACUGAAACAAUAAUUAUGUAUUAGAAAAAGAUACUUGACAAUUAUCGCAAAAACACUUUUACAUAAACAGAAAUCUUGUCUUAACAAAAUGUAUUAGUUCAAUAAAAUUAUAUUUGAUACCGCAUGUUACUGCAAGAUAAGCUGCACAUUUCGAACAUAGAAGAUUGUAUUAUGUUUUAUUUACUUACUAAAGAUGACAUUAUUUGUGACGAGGACAUAUUCUGUCUAAGUACCUUGAUUUGUAACUGUAAUUACAAUUGGAAUCCUAAUAACUUUUUUUUAUUGUAACGAUUAUUGUAACAGCGGCGUAAUUGUACAUUAUAUUUAUAUGCUUCAGAGUUAGUUUCACCAGCAUUGAUUAAAUAUUAAUACUUAAAAUCCAUAUCCUCUGCGUUCUAAAAAAAGAAGAAGAAAUAGAUUAAUUAAAUUAAUAUAGGUGAAAUUAACUCUCCGCGCGAUCAAUAUUUAUAAGAGACAAUAAUAAGUAAGAAUGUAAAUGAAUAGCCGAGCGAUAUUUAACUAUAUGUUAUAUUUUAUUAUAGUUUAAUAGAUUCGCUUUAUUGUUAAAUUUUUUAUAUUCGCAGCGGUGCUUAUGAUACGAAACAUAAUGAACAACAAACACAGCACCUGAAAAAUGAAUCAUCGACUAUGUACAAUUUCGAUAUCCUAUAUCAACUGAUAUAGUUAAGACUCAUCCAUGCUAUUCGGAGAUUCUACAAGAAUCCUUCAUAAAUAUCCAAAUCCCGUAAAUAUUAAUUAUACAUACAUUUAAUUUAUAAAUUAAUUGCGUCGACAAACACGUUAUCAAUCGCGUUCUUAAUUCAAUAUCGUAAAAUAUUUCUUACCAAAGAAAGAAUCUCUCAAUUGAGAUUUUUCAUUUCCACGUAAGUAGCGUACUUGUACAGUAUUAAUUAAAGUUAAAAAACGACGGAAAUACUCAUUAACGAUAAGACAUGAAUAUCGAUCGAGAAUGUAAGCGGUAUGACGUUAUCGCGCCUCGAAGUACAAAACUCACUCAGGGAAGCUUAUAUUAAAGUACGUAUAUGUCUUAUUUUCUUGAUAUAUUUAACAGCAGUGUGUAAGAUAUUUCUCUCAGAUGCUGAGGUUGAUGGAAGAGAAAGAGAUGUCAAUAAACAUGUGGCACA
This is a messenger RNA of Pogonomyrmex barbatus (red harvester ant), 3317 nucleotides long. RefSeq names its product proton-coupled amino acid transporter 2. NCBI's taxonomy places the organism in Eukaryota, Metazoa, Arthropoda, Insecta, Hymenoptera, Formicidae. Gene Ontology annotation, biological process: amino acid transmembrane transport. Gene Ontology annotation, cellular component: vacuolar membrane. Gene Ontology annotation, molecular function: L-amino acid transmembrane transporter activity. The record is from RefSeq and is a predicted model, not a curated record.